This is a messenger RNA of Tyto alba (common barn owl), 2013 nucleotides long. RefSeq names its product prodynorphin (gene PDYN). Gene Ontology annotation, molecular function: opioid receptor binding. The coding region runs from base 755 to 1450 and encodes 231 amino acids. NCBI's taxonomy places the organism in Eukaryota, Metazoa, Chordata, Aves, Strigiformes, Tytonidae. Gene Ontology annotation, cellular component: neuronal cell body; dendrite; axon terminus. Gene Ontology annotation, biological process: sensory perception; chemical synaptic transmission; neuropeptide signaling pathway. The transcript is spliced from 3 exons. The record is from RefSeq and is a predicted model, not a curated record.
AGGCUGCUGGGAAGCAGCUGGUGGUUGUUCUGGGGAGCUUCGUUCCCCUCGGUGCUGCGGCUGGCACCUACCUGCGCGGCGGGCGAGUCCUCGCUCCUCAGUGCUGUCUCGGUGGGCGGCGAGGCGGUAAGGGACGGUGGCUGUGUCCCGGGGGCGAGGGCUGGCUGAGGUCCCGCCGUGCCCCGGCGCCGGCCGCUCGGCCAGGGCGAGUCGAGGGGAUGCACUUCGGUGCAGCCGAGGAAUGCAGACAGCUUGACACACGACGGUGCAGAUAAUUCAAAUUAAAUUUUAAUCUAGCAUGAAUUAAUACCGUGGCAUUAACAUUUCUUCAUCAGUACCAAUUAGAGUACAUUAGCAGAUACUGCUGGAGAAUACAAUAGUCUCUAAUAUGCGUCAUUAACGUGUAACAGAUCCCUCUGGGUCAUGCCUUUCCACCCCAGAUAAAAGCAGCCAAGGAGGCGGUCGGGUGCUUGCUGCCAGCGCACCCUUUUGGGGGUCAGCUCUUGCUCCUGGGGCCAUCGUGAUCCCGGUGGCACCACGGUCCUGUGGCACUGCAGCCGGAGCUGGCACCGGCCCCUCCGGCCUCACCCGGGGGGUUGUGGCGUGGUGGUGGGUGCUGCUGCCGGCACAGCCCCUCUCCCAGCUGUUGCCCGGCGUGUUCAUCCCUCCCUGGCCUCUGCCGCCGAGGCGAGAGGCCCUGGUACAGCUCCCAGCAGGCUGACAGACGGCUGGCAGGCAGCGGCUGCGGGGUGAGAUGGAGCGGCGGGCGCUGGCGCUGGCACUUUGCCUCUCCCUGGCCACGGUGGCAUCCGCCGACUGUGUCACCCAGUGCUCCCUCUGCACGGCCCAGACCCACGGCACCGAGAGCAGCGUCCGGCCCCUGAUGUGCCUGUGGGAAUGCCAAGGCUCCUCGCUGCCCGGCCCCGAGUGGGAGGCGUGCAGGAAGGCGCUGGCGCUCCUGGCCCCGCUGGUGGCCCUGGCCGAAGGGACAGACCCGUCCCCUCGGGCUGUGGAGGAAGAGGAGGAGGAGGCGAAGCAAGAACCGGGUCCCGGGGAGCUGCUGCCGGCGCCGGCCAAGCGUUACGGGGGCUUCCUGAAGAAGAUGGCCAAGGGGAAGCUGCUCGCCCUGCUGCGCGAGAACGCCCACAGCAAGGGCGGCCUCAGCAAGAAAUUGGGGGGCUUCGACCGCAAGCCGGGGGAGCGGGCGGCCCCCGAGGACUACCCGGGGCCGGCGGGUGAUGGGGAUGAGGAGCCCGCGGGUGCCGGGGCCGCGGGGCAGGAGCUGGCGGAGCUGCACAAGCGUUACGGCGGCUUCAUGCGCCGGAUCCGGCCCAAGCUGAAGUGGGACAAUCAGAAGCGCUACGGGGGCUUCCUGCGGCGGCAGUUCAAGGUGACCACGCGGUCGGAGGAGGACCCCAAAGCCUACUCAGGGGAGGUCUCAGACCUAUAGAGCCGGGCGUGGGACGGGCGGCACCACGGUCCCCACGCUGCCGGCCCGGACUGCGCCGUCACCCCCCGGCCCCAUCCCCUGCCCAGCCCGCCUCAUCCCCACUGGGGACCACGGGUCCCCAUCCCCGAUUGUGCCCGCUCCCUGGCUCACCUGCCCACCCCUUCGGGACUCCAUACACCGAGGGGACAGUGCCACCCCUCCGGCUGCUGGCGGUGCGGCUGCGGGUCCAGCCCCAGGGCUCCUGGGGGCAAAUCGAGGCGGGGGGACACAGACACAGACACAGACAGGCGUGUAUCCUCCACCCUCCCGCAGGCAGCUGCAGAAGCGCAGCAGGGUCUGGAAACCAUCACAGCUGAUGUACAGGGCAACGGGCUCUGAGCACCGGGAAGGAUGAGCUGGGGCAGGAUCAGGCCCUCUGCCCAGCACCCUCCUGGUGCCCCCUCCCCGGGCUUCCCCCCACUCUGAGAACAACCCCCAGAGGCAGGAUCGGACCCUCACCCCGGCGCCUGCUCCCCAGCACCACCACCCCCCCCCGCAGCCAAUAAAAGGCAGAUGCCAACGAA